Messenger RNA from Drosophila busckii, 2025 nucleotides. Its product is annotated as feline leukemia virus subgroup C receptor-related protein 2. The coding region runs from base 553 to 1989 and encodes 478 amino acids. Gene Ontology annotation, cellular component: membrane. Gene Ontology annotation, molecular function: heme transmembrane transporter activity; heme binding. Lineage: Eukaryota; Metazoa; Arthropoda; Insecta; Diptera; Drosophilidae. The record is from RefSeq and is a predicted model, not a curated record. Gene Ontology annotation, biological process: transmembrane transport; heme export. The transcript is spliced from 11 exons.
AGCAGCAGAAAAGCAGCAGCAGCAACAGCAGCAGCAGCAACGUAGUCCACGUCGGCCCCCAGAGACAAACAAACAAACGCAAACGCACUUGAGAGAGAACGCGUGAAAGUGAAAAAAUACAAUUUUAAUUUGUGCAAGGUGCUUGGAGCCUUCAAGAGUGCCGUUGAGCCAAGUUAAUAAAUAGUAGGAACUUUAGUGAAUCGUACACUCGAAAAAAAGCCAAGUUCCGUUCUCAUUCAAAAGUGGCGCGACCUACACAAAUACACACAAGCGCACACACACACGCAAACAAGCUACGCAUACAGAUGCUGAUGAAAUUUUAGCGCGCUUUUGUGUUGUUCCUGUUUAAGCUACACACACAACAACAACAACAACAGCAGCAGCAGCAACAUCCACAGCAGCAGCAACAAAACGGGCAAUUUUAUACAAAACUACAAACUGCCUAAAAAAUUGUUAAACGUUACCACCGAUAACAAAAGUUAAACGCAGCGCCGCCCAAGAGUUUAUAAAUAUAUAAACAAAAACAGCAGCACAUAGUUUAAAGAGCUUUCAAUGGAUUUAAAACAUAGCGCCGCCACUGGCGCUGCCGAGGCAAGUGAUGCCUACAUAGCCAGCAAGUCCACAGACAUGAUAUCGCCCAAGGAUAGCAAACCACCCAAGGCGGAUAUUGUGGCAACCGAAGGCUAUAAAGUCUAUGCACGUCGCUGGGCGGUGCUUAUACUCUUUGUAUUCUAUUCAGCAUCCAAUGCCAUGCAGUGGGUGCAGUACACCAUCAUCAACAAUAUAAUCACACGCUACUAUGGCAUUAGCGACAAGUGGGUGGACUGGACCUCGAUGAUAUAUAUGAUACUGUAUAUUCCACUUAUAUUUCCGGGCAGCUGGUUUCUGGAUAAAGCGGGCUUGCGUGUCACUGCCUUGGUGGGUGUGGUGGGCACUUGUGUGGGCGCCUGGAUUAAAGUUUUCAGUGUGGAUCCAUCGCUGUUCUAUGUGGGCUUUAUAGGCCAAGCUAUUGUAGCGCUAGCUCAGGUCUGCAUAUUGUCGCUGCCUGCGCGCUUGGCUGCUGUUUGGUUUGGACCUGAUCAAGUGUCGUCUGCCACCAGCGUGGGCGUGUUUGGUAAUCAGUUGGGCGUGGCCAUGGGUUUUGUGCUGCCGCCCAUGUUGGUGCCAAACUCAGAGAGUCUGGACACAGUGGGCAAGGAUCUGCAGAUGAUGUUCUAUUUGGUGGCAGGACUAACCAGCGUGCUGCUGGUGCUCAUGGCCAUAUUCUUUCAGGAUAAGCCGCCCACGCCGCCGUCUGCUGCGCAGGAAGCUGCACAACGCUUGGAGGGCUUGGCUGCCGAGGAUCAGGUCAGCUUUAUGCAGUCGCUUAAGAAUCUAAUGACCAAUCGCAACUUCAUCUUUCUGCUGCUGUCCUAUGGCAUCAAUGUGGGUGUAUUCUACGCCAUUUCCACGCUGCUCAAUCCGGUGGUGCUCAAGUAUUAUCCGGGUCAUGAGGUGGACACGGGACGCAUUGGUCUUAGCAUUGUGCUGGCCGGCAUGCUGGGUUCGGUUGUGUCUGGAAUUGUUUUGGAUAAAACGCAUAAAUUCAAAGAAACAACGCUGGCCGUCUAUGCUUUAUCUAUGGUUGGCAUGUGGAUCUUCACCUUCACCUUGGACACCGGACACAUUGCAGUGGUGUAUCUAACCGCCUCGCUGUUGGGCUUCUUUAUGACUGGCUAUCUGCCCGUGGGCUUUGAGUUUGGCGCAGAGUUGACCUUUCCGGAGCCAGAGGGCACAUCGUCGGGUCUGUUGAAUGCCUCGGCGCAGACCUUUGGCAUUUGUUUUACGCUCUUCUACUCCGAGCUCUUCUACUCGUAUGGCGACGUGCCCGCCAAUGUAGCGAUGGCUCUCAUGCUCAUCCUUGGCACGGCCAUUACCGCCGCCACACGCUCCGAUUUACGGCGACAGAAUGCACAAGUGGUCGGCAGCAAUGCAGCCAGCAAUCCAUAAGCACACACACAGGGAUACACACACACAAACACAUAC